Messenger RNA from Cokeromyces recurvatus, 6650 nucleotides. RefSeq lists its product as uncharacterized. Gene Ontology annotation, biological process: termination of RNA polymerase II transcription. Gene Ontology annotation, molecular function: ATP hydrolysis activity; transcription termination site sequence-specific DNA binding; helicase activity. Lineage: Eukaryota; Fungi; Mucoromycota; Mucoromycetes; Mucorales; Mucoraceae. Gene Ontology annotation, cellular component: nuclear body. The record is from RefSeq and is a predicted model, not a curated record. The transcript is spliced from 8 exons. Bases 53 to 6193 code for a protein of 2046 amino acids.
CCUGCUACGAGCAUAUAUCGUUCUCUUUUGUUGUAUUUUAAAUCACACUAUUAUGAAUGCUCAUAAUAAUGAAUCAAAACUUGAAAAAGUGUUGAAAUUAUUAGAGAGCAAACAAAAAAGCCCAGGCAAUGCUGAUGUUGAAACAAACUUCUUUAAUGAGGCUUUAGAAUAUCUUUUAUCUAUUAAUCACUGGUGGUGUACAAAAGCAGUUUUACCUAUUGCACGUGAGUCACUAUGGUUAUUUUCAUUGCCUGAUCAUGAUCCCAUUUUACAAUAUAAAAAGAAGCUUGAUGAUCAAUUAAAAUCUUGUAUUCAAUGUGUUCAAGCAUAUCAAACAUCAAAGAGAUUUGUAAAACAGAGAUAUGAAGAAUUAUUUCCAGCACAGACAGUUAGAGAAUUCUUUCAAGUCAUCGAUCAUUUUGACGUUAGUAGAAUAAUUUCAACAUUUAAUUCACAUGAAAACAAUUUCAGCAUGACCAAUCAAGUAAUGUGUGCUAUACUCGAAGUUGUUUAUGCUCCUUAUUUAUUAAAGGAUCCAAAAUGUGAUGACACAUUUGGUAAGGCAUUUACGCUGAUUCAGAAAACAGGUGCAUUUCCUACUUUCACUACAGAGGUAACAACUUACAUUUUUCGUAUGACGUUUUAUCAUCAUCGAGUUGUUCGUUUUUGGGCGAGAAAGUUAUUAGAAAAAUUUAUCACUACAGAUCAAUACAAACUCUCAGAAGAAGAAAUUUUAGAGAUAAAAGAGUUAGUUUUAGGAUUGAUUCAGUCUUUUACAGCGGAAGAUGAAUUCAGGACUAUCAUUAAACUCUGUCCAUUUACGAUAAUACAGGAUCUGGGUGAAUUUUGGAAAUCAUUUCGAUUAGUUGCAAGUCUAACAACAUCAGAGGUGUUAUUAACAUUCUUAUCUGAAUCAUCUGUAUCUAUGCCUCAGCUCAUUUUAUUUCAAUUAUCUACUUCAGCUGAAUGGCUAGGUGAACUUUUGAAAACCAUGACAGCUAUGUUACUUAAAAUGCAAGGUCAUUUUUGGGGUGAAGUAGGGACAAAUAGUAUUAUUUAUUAUGAUAUUGUGAAGCAAAUAUGUGAACAUACUGUCUUUCAAACCGCUAUGAAAAUUGCAAGAGAGGGGAAUACUGGAAAAAUUCUACAACGAGAUGGCACACCAUAUCCAGACGAUAAGUUAAUGUCAAAGAUCAAAAGCAUGCUGGAAUGGAUAUAUCCUUAUUGGUCCUCAUUACGACAUACACCUGUAGAGAAAGAGAUUACACAAAAGAUUUUAGAUACAACGUUCGGCUAUUUUCAAUUAAACACAUGGGGCGUUAUGAGUAAAGCCUAUUGUGCAGAAUUAGGAUUACAGAUUAUCGAUCAAUGCCUAGCUGACAAUUCUGUUCCAGUAGAGAAAGUGAAUGAAUAUAUUCCCAAAAUGAUUGGAUUUGCAAAGAUAACCCCUACUGUAUUGCCCGCUCUUGUUCAACAUAUGCCUGCGGUUGCACAAAAUAUCUUAUCAGAUCUUGUAAAUCGAGAUGCAGCUUACUUGAAUAAGGCAUUUAAUGCACUCUAUAAAAUAGAUGAUUUAAUGAGUGAAAUGGAAGAGAGUACUAGUGAUCCAAUAGAUUCUGUUAAAAAAUCACCUUAUGAAUCAAUUUGGAUUGCAAUAAAGCCUUACUUUAACGAAAGCGCAAUCCAGUUUCCUUGGUUAGCAAUGCUUUUAUUCAAAGCCUAUGCAAAUAUUGCUUUGGCAGAUAUACCAAAUCUUUUAAAAGAUAGUGAAGCAAAAGGCGAAAUUGUUUCCUUGGAACACAAACAUGUUUUACUUCGAUUCGUAGACAUACGAUCCGUAGUAGGGAAAAUACUAAAGAUGGUGAUAAAGAUGGAUUGGAGUGUUAAAAGACAUAUAUUGACAAAUGAAGAAAUGGUGAAGCCGAUACUUCAUCUGAUAUGUUCUCCCUAUUUAGAAAUCAAGCAAGACAUGGCUCAAUUCAUUCAAGAAUAUCCACAACAACUUAGUGAUCAUGAUUUAUACCAACAAUUCUUUUAUAUGUAUCAACCAUUAAAGGUGAUAGAGGCCUUCAAUUCUGUUUUACGUGAAUUUAUAGCAUUGGCCAACAGUCCAGUUCUUAACAUUUUCAAAUCAGUUCAAUCUCUUACGACAUUUUUAUCAAUUCAAGUUGAUAUAUUAGCUAAUUCAUCAAGUGGAUAUUUAAUGAAAUUAGUAGAGUCUGGACCCGAAAAGAUAAAGGACGAAGAUGGCGUUAUAGGUGAAUUUUGGGAUGUCUAUUGGCGUACUGUUAGUAUUAUUUUUGGAAAGGGUUUACAAUGGGCUACAGAGUAUCGCCCUGCUGUUGUUGUUAAUCUCAUUAUGCCUAUACUUGAUUCUUCAUCAUUGAUAAUAAAUUCAAAGAAAGUGUUGGAGAAUAUUAUGACAACUACUUCAAAUUCUAAAGAUACUUCACUUAAUUAUGACCAUAUCAACACUUUAGUAGAUUCGCUUUCUCAUUGGAUUUAUGUCACACGUCAAGAUAUGAUAUCUCGACUUAUGCCACUUAUUCGCAGUAUACUUCAUACCUUGAAAAGAGCUGAAAUCAAAAUUUCUGUUGAGGCUUAUGAUCGACUCAUGACAGCAGCUACGGGUGUCAAUGCAAGUAAACUAACAGACGAGGAAAAAGAAAAUUUAUUUAUGGCCUUGAGUGCUCAUGAACCUACGAAUUUUAUCUUUUUAAAUGAUGAUAGCGAUGAUGAAGAUGUUGAAUGGCAGUCUGUUACUCCCACUGAUAAUGCAAGUCCAGUUAUAAGUACUCCUCCUCCUCCUCCAUCUAUUUUAAAGGAGCCAUUACAUUCAAAUUUUGAUUCUUCUUCUACCCCUUUACAAAUCAGUAGAGCUGAUACACCUAAGCCAGUCCAAAGACGUCAGAUAAGUUUAGAUGAAAGUUUUGCCAAUGUUUCACUCACAAGCCCUGCACGUCCAACAUCAAACACUGCAAAUAGCAAAUCUAAUGUAUCAAAAAUUACAAAUUAUUUUCCCGCAACCGCUGAGGAGCCACACACGAUCUCUGAUGAUGAGCUCGAGGAGGAAUUUGCGGAUAUUGAUUAUUCACAAGUUCCAGAAGAAUGGUUUGAAGUAAAGAAAGAAAAUAUACCUGAUGAUGCAGCCGCUUUAUCAGAAAAGUCAGAUAAUAAAGAUGUUUAUUUUGGUCGAGAUGACCCUAUGGAAGUGGAUAAACAUAAAGAAAUAACAAAGGCAUCAUCUAAAUCACUCGUAUCUACUUCAAAGCCAGAUGUGGCUUCAAUAUCAAAGCCUAUACCAACUCCUAUUGCAAGACCCUCAUCAGCACCCAUUGUAACAGCAAAGCCCUCAGCAAAGCCCUCAGCAAAGCCCUCAGCAAAACCAGUAGCUGUACCCAUCCUAUCUCCUUCGAGAACACCCCCUGCUAUUCGUAGAACAGGUGAUGAUAAGCCUAAGAAUGUGCCUCGAUUUUAUCCUCCCGAAAGCAAACAACCCACGUAUGCUGUCACAUCUAAGGGUCGUAAGCUAAAGCCUCCAUCGAUGGGGUUUUCCUCAAAGAUGAGAAGUUUACGUGAGGAAUUUCGCGCUGAACGACGUUUGAUUGCCACAGUCAAAUCCCCUUCAGCUGCUAAAAUUGUUCGUCAACGUUACGGUGUUGAUUCUCAGGAAAAUUCUUCAGAUUCAUCUGAUACUUCAUCUGAUGAAGGAGAUGAUGACUCUGGUUUACGUGGCUUAAUAUACGAUAUGGAUGAAGCAGAAUCAUCUUUUAGGACAGCUAAUGUAAAAGCAGAGAGUUCUAGCGUAAAGGCUCUUUUUAAUACUAAACCAAAGCGCACCAUCAAGUUAUUAGAGACACCUAUUACGAAUGAAUACCUUGACAGAAAAUUAAAGUCGCGUGCAAGAGAACAAGAACGCCGUCAAAAGAUUACACCUACUAUCGAUAGAUUGUACAAAACGAUUUUAUCAUGGGAUAUUGCCGAAGUGAGUGAGAUACCACCCCAUACAAACGAAAACAUGUACAAUCAUGUUCCUUCAACCUUCAAAACAUUUGAGGAAUAUCGUUCUAUAUUUGAGCCGCUUUUAAUAUUGGAGACAUGGUCUCAGUUAAUGCGUGCAAAGGAGCAACUGUCACAGAGUGAUGUAUUAGAUCAUUGUGUUGUUGAAACUCGGUGUCAUACAAAUGAUUUUGUAGAUGUUACCUUUAGUCUCCCUAUGAGCCUUAUUACGAAUAAUCUGUCAAUUGAUGAUUUAGUCUGUGUUGCUGAUCAUUUUGGUUCUGAUUUCUUUAUAGAUGUUGAUAAUGAUGGUCAUAAUAAGGAUGAAAGAACAUCAGUGAAAUGGAAAGCAUUUUUAGGAAAGGUUGUAUCUAUUAACCAGAUGAAGAACAUGGGUGAAGUUAUUAUUCGCUGCUAUUUUGCUGCAAAUCGCAUUAGCUUAUUAAACUCAAUUUCGCCAAAGACGUCCUGGAAUAUCUUAAAGAUUAUGAGUUUAACUACAACCAUGCGUGAAUAUGCUGCAUUAGAAGGUUUAGAAUAUUAUGAUUUAGGUAAAGAUAUCAUUCAACCAAAAUUAUCGCCUCAACCAAAAAUGAGUAGUGGAGCUAUUCAACACUAUUGUGAUCGUUAUGAUGUAAAUGAGCCACAGGCAAUAGCUAUUAUAUCUGCUAUUCAAAAGAAAAGAGGUUUUUCUUUAAUUCAAGGUCCUCCGGGCACUGGCAAAACAAAGACUAUUUUAGCAUUAAUCAUUUCACUACUCGAUCAACGUCAAAACCCAACAUUAGAUCAACCUUAUGGUUCUGGUAAACUUCUUGUCUGUGCUCCUAGUAAUGCAGCAGUAGAUGAAAUUACAAAGCGUUUGAAAGAAGGUGUUAUGACAUCGCACGGUAUUCGUAAACCCAAUGUCGUUCGUAUCGGUGUAGCAGAUUCUGUCAAUGCAAGUGUAAAAGAUCGUAUCCUUGACAAAUUGAUUGAGAUAGAAAUGGAGUCAUCUGUUGGCAAUGAAGGUGGUAACAAGUGGAGUGCAAAACUAGAUGGUCUUCAUAGAGAUAUUCGUAACAUUCAGAUCAGUUUGGAUGAAGUAGAUCGUGAGAUUACUCAAUCAGGCAGUGAUAUGGUGCAGAUGUCUAUCUUACGUGAGAAGAGGAAAUCUCUUGCACAAAAACUGACCAAGGCCAAAAUUUUGUUAAAGGAUACUUACCAAGAUCAAAAGAACCAUGGUCGAGAAAUGGAGGUCUCUCGUAUUCGUGCUCGACAGAAAGUAUUUGCGAAUGCAGAUGUUGUCUGUGCUACAUUAAGUGGUAGUGGUCACGAUAUGUUAACCUCGAUAGGUGUUUCAUUUGAGACUGUCAUCGUAGACGAAGCUGCUCAAUCGAUUGAGAUAAGUUCAUUAAUUCCAUUAAAAUUUGAUACCAAACGAUGUAUCCUUGUUGGUGAUCCUAAUCAGUUACCACCUACUGUUAUGUCUACUCUGGCUUCCAAAUAUAAUUAUCAACAGAGUUUAUUUAUGAGAUUAGAAAAUACUAUUGCAAAUGAAGUAAACUUAUUAAGUAUUCAAUAUCGUAUGCAUCCAGAAAUUAGUAAAUUUCCAAGCAAGAUGUUUUAUAAAUCCCGUCUUUUAGAUGGACCCAGUAUGUCUAAAAUUGCUUCAGCAGUAUGGCAUUCAUUAUCUGAUUUCCCUCCUUAUCGUUUCUUUAAUGUACUUGAUGGUCAAGAAAAACUUGGUAAAGGCAAAUCCAUCUUUAAUGUAGCCGAGGCAGAUGCUGCUGUUGCUUUAGUAGACAUGCUUUGUAGUAAGCUUCCUUCAAUUAAAUUUGCAUCAAAGAUUGGUGUGAUUACGCCUUAUAAACAACAAGUAGGACAAUUAAAAUCAAGAUUUCAGAAACGAUUUGGCAAUAGUAUUCUUGAUGUUAUUGAUUUUAACACUGUAGAUGGUUUCCAAGGUCAAGAAAAGGAAAUUAUUAUUUUCUCUUGUGUAAGAGCUGGCUCAGGACGUGGUAUUGGUUUCUUGGCUGAUAUGCGUCGUAUGAAUGUGGGUCUUACACGAGCAAAACGUUCUUUAUUUGUUCUAGGCAAUGCACGUUCAUUAUCCAAUAGUGAAUAUUGGGGCGACUUGGUUCGUGAUGCUCAAAAACGAUCACUUAUAACAAAUGUAAGGUUUUACAUAAAUAUAUAUAUGAUUACAAGAAUAUGAUAUUUUAACGAAUUCUAUUUAUAUAUGGGGAGGAUAACAGUGUGAAUACCCAUACUUCAAUCAUAAAAUAGAUAAAACCACGAUACCUCACAAUAUAUUUGAAAAGAGUGACCCUGUUACUAAGAAGCAACGAAUACCACAAAGAAAGGGACCAGUCAAGAUUUCUACUCCAAAUGUUAGAACAAGUCAUAAACGACACGUUUAUGAACGCAGUGAUGAACGACCUGGUUCAAGAAGAAGAAUAGAAAAGGAAGAGGAUAUAGAAAUGAAAGAAGCUGAUCAACAAGAAUCACGGAGGAGGAUAUCUUAGUUGAAUAAGUAAACAUUACAAUUAAUUAAUUCGAAGAAAAAAAAGGAAAGCAUUUGUAUUAUAUGUGUGUAUUAUAUAACAUUAUUAAAAUAACAUUAUUUUCAUGUAUAUUUGUAUUUAUGUAUAUUUAUUUAUUGGUUAUAACAA